This is a messenger RNA of Hippopotamus amphibius kiboko, 2197 nucleotides long. RefSeq names its product syntaxin 18 (gene STX18). The transcript has 11 exons. Gene Ontology annotation, biological process: intracellular protein transport; retrograde vesicle-mediated transport, Golgi to endoplasmic reticulum. NCBI's taxonomy places the organism in Eukaryota, Metazoa, Chordata, Mammalia, Artiodactyla, Hippopotamidae. The record is from RefSeq and is a predicted model, not a curated record. Bases 89 to 1096 code for a protein of 335 amino acids. Gene Ontology annotation, cellular component: endoplasmic reticulum; membrane; SNARE complex. Gene Ontology annotation, molecular function: SNAP receptor activity.
GAACGGUCCUCCAGCGGCCCAGCUCGCGCCGCGGUCGCCGGCUGCUGACGUGGGCCGGCCUGGUGGGGGGCCGUGGGUGCGGGUCGCCAUGGCGGUGGACAUCACACUGCUGUUCCGGGCCAGCGUCAAGACCGUGAAGACGCGCAACAAAGCGCUGGGAGUGGCGGUGGGCGGCGGGGUUGAGGGCGGCCGCGACGAGCUGUUCCGCCGGAGCCCCCGGCCCAAGGGCGACUUCUCCAGCCGGGCGCGCGAAGUGAUUUCGCACAUUGGCAAACUGAGAGAGUUUCUUUUGGAACACAGAAAAGAUUAUAUUAAUGCUUAUAGCCACGUCAUGUCUGAAUAUGGGAGAAUGACAGACACAGAACGAGACCAGAUAGACCAGGAUGCUCAGACGUUCAUGAGGACCUGCUCAGAAGCCAUCCAGCAGCUGAGAACACAAGCCCACAAGGAGAUACAUUCCCAGCAAGUGAAGGAGCACAGGAGUGCUGUUUUGGAUUUCAUUGAAGAUUACUUAAAAAGAGUAUGUAAACUUUACUCAGAACAAAGAGCCAUCAGAGUGAAGCGAGUGGUGGACAAGAAAAGAUUAUCCAAGCUGGAACCAGAACCAAAUACAAAGACAAGAGACUCUAUGUCUUCUGAGAAAGUUUCCCAGGACCCUUCAAAAGACUCUGAAGAAAAACCUGUCACUGAAGAAUAUCCAGAAAAAAUUCCUGCCGAAACACAACCUGAAUUGGGAACCUGGGGAGAUGGGAAAGGUGAAGAUGAAUUAUCCCCAGAAGAAAUACAAAUGUUUGAACAAGAAAAUCAGCGCCUGAUUGGUGAAAUGAACAGCCUGUUUGACGAAGUGAGGCAAAUCGAAGGGAAAGUAGUUGAAAUUUCCAGACUCCAAGAGAUAUUCACAGAGAAGGUUUUACAACAGGAAGCUGAGAUUGAUAACAUUCACCAGUUAGUAGUAGGAGCAACUGAGAAUAUCAAGGAGGGCAAUGAGGACAUCAGAGAGGCCAUCAAGAACAACGCCGGCUUCCGUGUGUGGGUGCUCUUCUUCCUGGUGAUGUGCUCCUUCUCCCUGCUCUUCCUCGACUGGUAUGACAGCUAGGUGGCUGCACCCGGCAGACAGCGUGCUGGGUGCACUGUCGUGGCCCCCGGCAUUGGAGCCAUUGGUGGGGAGGGGGCGCUGAGAUAUGUACUCACAAAAGGGACACCCCGACUUGUGGUUUUAAGCCCACUUAGUAGCUGAAAAAGAAAACACAACUGAAAGUGGUCUGCGUCACAAUUCUGAGGCCAGAGGGAAGGAACCGGGAGGGCGAUUAUUCCUGCACCUGAGGGGGCUGCUGUGGGGGGGCUGACCUGGGGAGGGGGCACAGAGGGCCUCCUGCUCCGCGAACAUCUCAGGCUCCUCUAAAGGAGGCGCCGGCCCGGCCCGGCCCUCUGGCGGCAGCAGGAAGAGCGCUGGUCAGUAGCGCCUCACAGCAGGUGACCAUUUGUUUCCUGUGGCUUUUUGUCUGCCUGAGCCAACCAGUACACAGACUCACUGUGCGGUAGAAAAGACAGCUCGCCCUCACCCUGUGAGUCUAAUAAAUACAGCUACAGCCACUUGAUGUACUGUUGGUGGGUCUGAGGUUAGAAAGUCAGUGUGUGCCCACCUGCCUCCUGUCCAGGAAGAAGUGUGGGGAUGGGGCCCGGCUCCUCCCAGAAGUGCUGCCCCCAGCACUUUCCUGACUGGUGGGCCGGGGGCGGGGAAGGCCUGAUUUCCUGCCACUGGGGCCCACGGAGCUCCGUCCAAAGAAGCACUGGGGCCCCUGCGCCCACCCGAGCCCCAGGAAUUGGGAAUGCCUGCUUGUGCUCGGAGGCAUGAGGCCUCUGCGGCCACGUCUGUGUGGGCCCCGGGGGUGGCUUCGAGGGCUCUGCACAGACAGUCUGGGGAGCACCACAGGGAUCCUUGGGUUCUUUAUUUGCACAGAGUGAAAAUGUCAAAAGUUACAUGUGAAAGAGCUUACAGUCAAUAAAACACGUCUUCUAGAAAAUACAGACAAGGUUGCCUGGGCACUGCGUGGGCAUGGGCUGGGGUUUGCUGGCAGAUGACGUCUCCACGCAGGGGGAGCUUUGGCACAUAGUUAUUGCUCUUACGCUUCACAGCGUUCGCGACUCUCCAUGCCCACCCACUGCUCCGAGGUCGUGGUCACUGUAACACCCUUGA